AGGAUGAUUUUUAAAUUUAAAGGUGGGAUGGGCUUACCGCUUACGGCCAUACGGCGCUCACAUUUUCACAUUCCAAAACACAACCUGCAAUCGUUCAGCCUGUCUAUUUAUGAUGGCUGGCUGCUCCAAAGGCGACUGCAUUAUGCAGGUGGUGCGAAUUUUUGUGCAUUUGCUGGCGGCCUCGAUGUUCGCCUACAGCGUUUACUAUGACUGGAAUUUUGUCGUUAUUCCACCCGAAGUCAGCCCUUUGUCCGGAGGUUACGGAGGAAAAUUCAAAUACCUCACAUUUUGGGAUGCUGUGAUUCAAACGCUGUUCUUCACCCUGUGCGUCUUCAACGACUUUCUGGGCAGCAAUGACAUUGAUCCAAAGCCAAAGCCUCUGCUCAGGAAAAUCAAAGAUUAUGUCCAAGUCACAAUUGAAUUUCCAGUCGCAAUGUUUGUAGGAAUCACCUUUUGGGCCCUUUAUGCUGUCGACCGGGAGCUGGUUUUCCCCACAGCUAUAGACCCUUACUUCCCUAACUGGCUGAACCAUGUGAUGCACACCAAUAUUGUAGGAUUCGCUGCCUUGGAAAUGGCAAUCACAUGCAGACGCUACCCGAAUAGGUCUAAGGGCCUUACCGGUCUUCUUGGGUUCAUGCUUGUCUACCUCUCAUGGGUGUUUGUGAUUUACAACAAGAGCGGACGAUGGGUGUACCCUGUGCUGGCUGUUCUGAACUGGGUCCAAAAGGGAAUUUUCUUCCUUGUACUUUUGCUUCUUGUUACGGGUCUGUACUUGCUUGGUGAGCAACUCAACAAUUCCAUUUGGGCAAAACACUUGAAACUGGACCAAAGCCCUAAGAAGUCAGCCAAGAAGGUCAAAUAAAUAGAUGUUGAAAAUGAUGACCUGCCACUACGUCAAUAGCAAUAAUAAGUUAAAUUGUUAUAUUUUGUUAAUUUUUUUGAUAAAUAUGAAAAUUUGUUGUUCAGUCAAUGUUAAAUUGCUAUGUAGGUCAAAGAUUGAUGUGAUUUAUUGUGAAUUAAAAUUUGCAUGCUGAUAAAACUAGAAACAUUCCUUA
This is a messenger RNA of Neocloeon triangulifer, 1055 nucleotides long. RefSeq names its product androgen-induced gene 1 protein-like. NCBI's taxonomy places the organism in Eukaryota, Metazoa, Arthropoda, Insecta, Ephemeroptera, Baetidae. The record is from RefSeq and is a predicted model, not a curated record. The coding region runs from base 110 to 862 and encodes 250 amino acids. Gene Ontology annotation, cellular component: endomembrane system; membrane. The transcript is spliced from 6 exons.